This is a messenger RNA of Rubroshorea leprosula, 1464 nucleotides long. Lineage: Eukaryota; Viridiplantae; Streptophyta; Magnoliopsida; Malvales; Dipterocarpaceae. The record is from the annotation of a GenBank genome assembly.
AAAUUGGAAAAAGAUAGGUCAAAUAUCAUCGAUAAACAACAACUAGUAAGGUUAAGAUGACAAGAUUGCCUUAAGUUGUAGGAAAUUUGAAAGAAAUAUUACCUUGGAUUUUGCCAUCAAAACCUGAAAUAAAGAGAAACCACAAUUUUCUUCAAGGGACGGUGGGAAGAAGAUUGAUUUUGAAACCUAAAAUUCUUCAAAAACCGAUAAUAAAAAGCUAAUGGGUAUUUAUGUUUUCAUUUUAAAUUAUUAAAUUUUAAUUUAAAAUCUGAUUUUGUUUAAUUUCAGUUUAUUCGAUUUUUCUAUUAAAUAAUUAAAAUUUAUCACAAAUACUCUGAUAAAAAAAAAAGUUAAAUAGCGUUUUUUUUUCUCCUUGACCAAUAGAAAUGUUAACUUGCACAUUUCAAUUCUAUUUAAACGCUAUUAGAUUAUCUUCCAGACUUAUCCUCUUAACUAAUAUAUAAAGAACGAGUUGAACCCUAAUUCUAACUACAUCAACUAAGAAGAGCCUAACAAAGUUCGAGAGAGGAUUAAGCAACAACAGAAGAUGAUGCAAAAGCAAAAGCAGAGGCUGCGGCUUCCUCCUGGCCCUCGAAAACUUCCAAUCAUCGGAAACCUUCACCAAAUCGGUGCAAUUCCCCACCAAUCGUUUGCUGAAAUGUCAAAGAAACAUGGCUCUGUAAUGCUCGUUCAUCUUGGAUUUGUCCCAACACUCAUUGUAUCCUCUGCAGAAGCCGCAAAAGAACUCUUUAAAGCCCACGAUCUCGAUUGCUGCAGCCGACCUCCCUUGACGGGUACCGGGAAGCUGUCCUAUAACUACCUCGACGUCGCCUUUACUGCCUACGGCGAUUACUGGAGGGAAAUGCGACGUCUGUACGUUAUCGAACUCCUCAGCAUUAAAAGGGUCCAAUCUUUCGGGUUCGUCAGGGAAGAAGAGGUCGAAUUCCUAAUAAAAUCAAUUUCGGAAUUCUCCAAAUUGGGGGCACCGGUCAACCUCAGUGAGAAGUUGAUGUCUCUUACCGCGGAUAUCACUUGUCGGGUUGCUUUUGGAAAGAGCUUCAGAGAAAGAGGAUACGAAGAUUUCGGCGCGGAUUACGAAGAGGUGAUUCAUGAAGCUCUUGCAAUGUUGGGAAGCUUUGCGGCAGCCGAUUUCUUCCCUUACUUCGGUUGGAUUGUGGACAGAAUCACCGGUCUCCAUAGAAGAAUCGAACGGAGUUUUAAAAAACUGGAUGCUUUCUUUCAGAAAGUGCUAGACGAUCACCUCUGCUCCGGUCGCCGAAUUACAGAGGAAGAACACGAAGAUAUCAUCGACGUUCUGAUAAAAAUAGGGAAAUAUGAGGCGGUAUCUGGUACUGAAAAAAUCACUCACAAUCACAUCAAAGCUAUUCUUAUGGUAAGCAUGUCACUUUGAACUUCCUCUGUUUUUGCAAUGUUUCUUCUUUAAAAAUUUAAUUUCAGCAAUUA